CAACUUUUCCGUAAAGUAGCAUGGUGUUCCAAUGAUUGCACGAGCGUAAAUGCUUUCGGAAUGUGGAAAUAUGCGCGCAUGGACUUUGUCAGGGGGAGUGAGAGAGGAGCAUGAAUGGAGCAAAAUGGCGGAUCAUGUGCAGAGCCUAGCCCAGCUAGAGAUCCUGUGUAAGCAGCUGUAUGAGACAACCGAGACGGGGGUGAGGCUGCAGGCAGAGAAGGCUCUGGUGGAGUUCACAAACAGCCCCGACUGUCUCAGCAAGUGUCAGCUACUACUGGAGAGGGGCAGUUCUUCCUACUCGCAGCUCCUUGCAGCUACCUGUCUGUCUAAACUGGUGUCCCGUACCAGCAACCCUCUUCCUUUGGAGCAGCGCAUUGACAUCCGGAACUAUGUGCUGAACUAUCUGGCAACGCGGCCCAAGUUAGCAGCGUUUGUUACCCAAGCUUUGAUCCAGCUGUACUCCAGGAUCACCAAGCUUGGCUGGUUCGACUGUCAGAAAGACGACUAUGUCUUCAGAAACGUCAUUGCGGACGUCACGCGCUUCCUACAGCAGGACAGUGUAGAACACUGCAUCAUAGGAGUCACCAUAUUAUCACAAUUAACCAACGAGAUCAACCAGGCAGACACCAGCCACCCUCUGACCAAACACAGGAAGAUUGCAUCAUCAUUCAGAGACUCGUCCCUCUUCGACAUAUUCACUCUGUCCUGCAAUCUCCUCAAACAGGCAUCGGGUAAGAACCUGAACCUGAAUGACGAGAGUCAACAUGGCUUGCUGAUGCAGCUACUGAAGCUCAGUCACAAUUGUCUGAACUAUGACUUCAUCGGAACGUCCACGGAUGAGUCCUCUGACGACCUCUGCACUGUUCAGAUUCCCACGUCCUGGAGAUCAGCAUUUUUGGAUUCCUCCACUCUCCAGCUCUUUUUUGAUUUGUAUCAUUCCAUCCCUCCCUCCCUCUCCCCGUUGGUUUUGUCAUGUCUGGUCCAGAUAGCGUCCGUGAGGAGGUCUCUUUUCAACAAUGCAGAGCGAGCCAAGUUCCUCUCUCACCUGGUGGACGGUGUCAAGAGGAUACUAGAGAACCCACAGAGUCUUUCUGAUCCUAACAACUACCAUGAAUUUUGUCGCCUGUUGGCACGGCUGAAGAGUAACUACCAGCUAGGAGAGCUGGUCAAAGUAGAGAACUACCCAGAAGUUAUCAGGCUUAUAGCCAACUUCACUGUCACCAGUCUACAGCACUGGGAGUUUGCCCCUAACUCUGUCCAUUACCUGCUGAGCCUUUGGCAGCGCCUGGCCGCGUCGGUUCCUUACGUCAAAGCCACAGAGCCUCACCUGCUGGAGACCUACACCCCUGAAGUCACCAAGGCCUACAUCACCUCGCGCCUCGAGUCGGUUUGCAUCAUCCUCAGGGAUGGGCUGGAGGACCCUCUGGAUGACGCUGGGUUAGUCCAGCAGCAGUUAGACCAGCUCUCCACCAUUGGUCGAUGUGAAUACGAGAAGACCUGCGCCCUAUUGGUCCAGCUCUUUGACCAAUCAGCACAGACCUACCAGGAACUGCUGCAGUCCACCAAUUCCAGUACCAUUGACAUCACUGUCCAGGAAGGGAGGUUAACGUGGUUGGUGUAUAUAAUUGGCGCAGUCAUUGGAGGAAGAGUAUCCUUCGCUUCCACAGAUGAACAGGACGCCAUGGACGGAGAACUAGUCUGUCGUGUGCUCCAGUUGAUGAAUCUAACAGACUCGCGGCUGGCCCAGGCGGGUAAUGAGCGGUUGGAAUUGGCCAUGCUCAGCUUCUUUGAACAGUUCAGGAAAAUCUACAUUGGAGACCAGGUGCAAAAGUCCUCUAAGCUGUACCGACGGCUGUCAGAGGUUCUGGGGCUGAAUGAUGAGACCAUGGUACUCAGCGUCUUCAUCGGGAAAAUCAUCACCAAUCUAAAAUACUGGGGCCAGUGUGAACCAAUCACAUCCAAGACACUUCAGUUACUCAAUGACCUCUCCAUAGGGUACAGCAGCGUGAGGAAGUUGGUAAAACUCAGCGCUGUUCAAUUCAUGCUGAACAACCACACAAGUGAGCACUUCUCCUUCCUGGGCGUGAACAACCAAUCAAACCUCAGCGACAUGAGGUGUCGCACCACGUUCUACACCGCGCUGGGACGCCUGUUGAUGGUGGACCUCGGUGAGGACGAAGACCAGUUUGAACAGUUCAUGUUGCCUCUGACGGCAGCAUUUGAAGCCGUGGCCCAGAUGUUCAGCACCAACACGUUCAACGAGCAGGAGGCCAAGAGGACAUUGGUGGGGCUGGUCAGAGACCUUAGAGGAAUCGCCUUUGCCUUCAAUGCUAAGACCAGCUUCAUGAUGCUCUUCGACUGGAUCUACCCCGCCUACAUGCCCAUCCUCCAGAGAGCCAUAGAACUCUGGUACCACGUCCCAGCAUGCACCACUCCGGUCCUAAAGCUCAUGGCUGAGCUUGUCCACAACAGGUCACAGAGGUUACAGUUCGACGUGUCGUCGCCCAACGGAAUCCUUCUGUUCAGAGAAACCAGCAAGAUGAUCACCACCUAUGGUAACCGUAUCCUGACUAUUGGGGAAGUGCCCAAGGACCAGGUGUACAGUGUUAAGCUGAAGGGAGUCAGUGUGUGCUUCUCCAUGCUGAAGGCUGUGCUCUCCGGGAACUAUGUCAACUUUGGGGUGUUCCGGCUAUACGGAGACGACGCCCUGGACAACGCACUACAAACGUUCAUCAAACUGCUAUUGUCAAUACCCCACAGCGACUUGCUGGACUAUCCCAAGUUGAGCCAGUCGUUCUACAGUCUGCUGGAGGUGUUGACCCAGGAUCACAUGAACUUCAUCGCUUCUCUAGAGCCGCAUGUCGUCAUGUACAUACUGUCCUCCAUCUCCGAGGGACUCACAGCUCUGGACACCAUGGUAUGUACUGGGUGUUGCUCCAGUCUGGACCACAUUGUCACCUACCUGUUCAAACAGCUGUCUCGCUCCACUAAGAAACGGCCUGCUGCUAUGGCAACAGACGACCGCUUCCUACACAUAAUGCAGCAACACCCAGAGAUGAUCCAACAGAUGCUGUCUACGGUGUUGAACAUUAUCAUCUUCGAGGACUGCAGGAAUCAGUGGUCCAUGUCCAGACCUCUACUGGGCCUCAUCCUGCUCAACGAGAAGGUACAGUAUUUCGCGGACUUGAGGAACAGCAUUGUGAACAGCCAGCCCCCGGAGAAGCAGCAGGCCAUGCACCUGUGCUUUGAGAACCUGAUGGAAGGAAUCGAACGCAACCUGCUAACCAAGAACAGAGACAGGUUCACCCAGAACCUGUCCGUGUUCCGGAGGGAGGUGAACGACAGCAUGAAGAACUCAUCCUACGGGGUCAACAGCAACGACAUGAUGAGCUGACAUUCCACACACGCACCCUAAACCCUGCUCCACACAGAGCCCCCUCCCCCAGCCACUCGCCCCCCCCUCGACCCGCUCUUCCCCGCUCGCCCUUCUGGAUCCCCCUCCUUUUUAUAGAAGCCUAUAUAAAUAUACAGAUCUAUUUUAAAGCCAGUCCGUAGAGGUCACCGGAGGUCACUCUGCUGCUCGCUUGGGAGGACGGAUACCUCUACACUCUCUGGAGGGAGAGUCUGGGGGGAGGGAGGAGUGGGGGGGGGGGAGUGGAUGAUGAGGGGGAAGCUGGUAAAUGUAGUUGUUUCUCUGCUUCUGCCUGCCUUGUAUAGGAACACAAAACAAGUGUACAUUUUUUUUCAUAACAUUUUGAACAAUGUUUAUAUUGAUUGAAUUUAAAACACAAAAAUGAGGUGUGAUUGAACUUUUUACAGUGUAGUGAGUCGGUGCACCUGUUUGUCUGUCUGUGUGGGGAGCGAACUUUACAGUGGAUGAAAGAGCGCGAGAGAGAGAAGUGAGAGAGAGAAACAUAGUGCUUGUCUUCCUCUGGCCCUCCGAUUGGUUUGAGCGAUGUAAAUACCCACCUCCCUGACUCGCCAUGCACUGACCUUAACCAAGACCCUUUUCCUAAGACCCUAGACACUUACAUUAGCACCUAGACACUUUGCCUAGAAAAUUAUUACUUGUUCCAUUAGGAUUGGUUAGGUUUGGUGUAUGUGUGGGGCAGGAUUAUGUAGGUAGGACUGUGUUAUGGCUGGUGGGCUCAGUGGAGCUGUUAGUUUGGUUUAGGGGCAGGGUGAAGUAUCUGAACAGGCUGGUGUGUAGGGGUCACAGAUAUGAUUUACUCAAAGGAGUGCAGCUGCAGUCGUGUGUGUGUGUGUGUGUGUGUGUGUGUGUGUGUGUGUGUGUGUGUGUGUGUGUGUGUGUGUGUGUGUGUGUGUGUGUGUGUGUGUGUGUGUGUGUGUGUGUGGCCUCCUGUGGUGCUGUGAAGGAGCAGGGAGCUCCAGACAGAACCUACCAGGACAUUCUAGAACAUUCAGAUCUCCAAGCUCCCUGAAGGAUGGUUUAUUUCUGGAUGAGAAACUAAAGGCGGCAAUCUUUAGAAGAACACAGCUGGGUUUUACAGGGAUGUGGAUGAGAAGAAUACAUAACUGUGUAUUAAAGAGGUGUGAGUUCAUUAGCAACUUGUGCUACUCUACAGAUGUUGCUGCUAACUGUUUGUGAAGACUAGCUCAUCUCUAACCAUGUUGAUUUGAUUUCCAGGUUUCCAUUGUUUUGGUUCCCUAAAGUGAGUGUGUUUGCGUGUGUGUGUGUGUGUGUGUGUGUGUGUGUGUGUGUGUGUGUGUUGGAUCAGUAGCUUGGUUCUCUGAUGUGUGCGUGCGUGCGUGUUGGAUGGUAGCUUGGUUGAGUUGUGUGGAUGUCUGCUACAUAUUAUAGUGUCAGCAUUGUGACUGCAAAUAAACGUCAUUUGGUUUGUAAUA
Messenger RNA from Esox lucius (northern pike), 4866 nucleotides. It is a transcript of the gene xpo7, whose product is annotated as exportin 7. Bases 50 to 3394 code for a protein of 1114 amino acids. Gene Ontology annotation, molecular function: nuclear export signal receptor activity; small GTPase binding. The transcript is spliced from 29 exons. Lineage: Eukaryota; Metazoa; Chordata; Actinopteri; Esociformes; Esocidae. Gene Ontology annotation, cellular component: nuclear pore; cytoplasm. The record is from RefSeq and is a predicted model, not a curated record. Gene Ontology annotation, biological process: protein export from nucleus.